Ipomoea nil (Japanese morning glory) is the source of this 426-nucleotide messenger RNA. RefSeq lists its product as uncharacterized. The record is from RefSeq and is a predicted model, not a curated record. The transcript has a single exon. NCBI's taxonomy places the organism in Eukaryota, Viridiplantae, Streptophyta, Magnoliopsida, Solanales, Convolvulaceae. Gene Ontology annotation, molecular function: DNA helicase activity. The coding region runs from base 1 to 426 and encodes 141 amino acids. Gene Ontology annotation, biological process: telomere maintenance; DNA repair.
AUGACAUUUGGAGGGGAAAUUGUGGUUCUUGGUGGUGAUUUCAGACAAAUACUGCUUAUGAUUCCUAAGGGAAAAAGACAAGAUAUAGUUGGAGCAAGUAUCAACUCAUCUUAUCUUUGGCAUAGUUGUAAAGUCCUAAGAUUGACUAAGAAUAUGAGAUUACAACGUUUGGGGGAAAAUGAGACUUAUGCCGAUAUUGACGCAUUUUCAAAGUGGAUAGCUGUAGGUGAUGGAUUGAUUGGUGGGACCAAUGAUGGUUCGGCAGUAAUAAACAUUCCGGAACAAAAUGCAUUGCGGCCAAAUGGAGAUUCAAUUGCAGCAAUAGUAAAUAGAACAUUCCCGGAAUUUUGCUCAGGCAAUCUUUAUAUGGACUCUCUAAAUGGUCGGGCUAUUCUAGCCCUAACUCUGGAUUUAAUUAGUUCAUGA